GACAGUUUGUUAUAGAUUUUGAUUAGGCGAGUUUUGGAUUCAGAAAAAUGCAUUAGAAUUAUGGGAAAAAUUGUGUUAUUUUGAAAUUUGAGUUAUUUUACUUAUAAAAUUUUCUAUCUGCAAGAUAUUUUAAGUUAAAAUAAAUAAAUCCAUAAAGCUUUCAAGAUUUGGACAUAAUUUGGUGGCUGAACAAGAACCUAACUUUAAAUUCCAGGUAGCUUUAAGAACAUAAAUUAUACUUUUACAAAAAAAAGUAUUCCUAAUAUUUUUUGAAAUGUUUUUUAUUUAUAUAAUUGAAAUCCUUAAUUAGCUUUUCUAAUUUUACGUGUUCUAAGUUAAUCUAUCAAUUUUUGAUAUCCAUAUUCUAAUUAUAUCCAUAUUCUGAAUCAUUCCUACUUUCAUUUUACACGAUGAGCACACUUCAAGCAGCUGCUCAUGGAAGAAUUGUUCAACUAUCUCGUAUCAGAAAGGAAAUUGCCGAUCUAGCAAAAAAUAAGCGACGUUUUAUCAAGGAUUUCCGAAAAAUUGAAAAGUGCAAGGAUAUCUUCCAAUUCAAAAUUAUUGGUGAUGGAGUUCUGUACAAGAAUAUGAUUUUCACAUUGACUCUAGAUGUGAAUGUCGAAUAUCCAUUCAAACCUCCAUAUUUGAAAUUUUGCCAUAAUGUCUAUCAUCCAAAUGUUGAUCCAGUUACGUGUGAACUUUGCUCGCCCAUGCUACUUCAAGAGAAUUGGAAACCGGAGACCACCAUGGAAGAUGUCCUUCUGAACCUGAUUGUUUUGCUCAAUGAGCCGGAUCUCUCACGUCCUGUGAACAUAGACGCCGCCCACGAUUAUAUCCAUAACAAGGUGGAAUUCGUGAAAAAGUCCACCGAAUUGGCAAAGAAAUGGAAUUGAAGAAACUGAUUUGUGAUUAAAAAUACUGAAAUUUUUGUAUAAUUUUAUAGAAAAUAAAGUCAAUAUUCAGUUG
Messenger RNA from Caenorhabditis elegans, 966 nucleotides. It is a transcript of the gene ubc-24, whose product is annotated as UBC core domain-containing protein. NCBI's taxonomy places the organism in Eukaryota, Metazoa, Nematoda, Chromadorea, Rhabditida, Rhabditidae. The transcript has 6 exons. Gene Ontology annotation, molecular function: ligase activity. The record is from RefSeq and is marked reviewed. Bases 411 to 893 code for a protein of 160 amino acids.